UUUCGUUUUCGUGAAAUAAGUUGCUCAUCAAAAAUUAAAGAAUUUAGAAGAAUAGUUUAUUAUGAAAUAAAUGGCGACAAUUGUACCUAACAAUUUUUUGCCAGAUAGACUUGACUGCGUUUACACGAAAUGUUAUUGUGAAGAAAAUGUAUGGAAAUUAUGUGAUUUCAUAAAAGGCAGAACUCCAGAUGUUCUAUCCAACUGUUUCUGUGUUUUCAUCUCAAAUAAAAAAAGACAGAUACCUUUGUGGAGCCAGAAGCAUAGUAAAAGGGAUGAUAAAUUAGUUUUAUGGGACUAUCAUGUGAUAUUUGUCUUUAAAGAUAACCAUAAAGUUUUGGUAUAUGACCUUGACACAACCCUGACCUUUCCAUGCUCUUCAGAACAUUAUAUUAUCUCUGCUAUCAGAAGUGAAGAGAAUUUGAAUGAAGAUUUUAGAAGGUUAUUCCGAGUAAUUAGUGCUGAGACAUUCCUGAAAACUUUUGCAUCAGAUCGAUGUCAUAUGAUAAAUAUGAAAGAUGGUAACUACUUAUCUCCACCACCAGUCUAUCCUCCAAUCAAGACAGCAGAAAGCACCAAUAAUCUGGAAGAUUUUAUCUGUAUGGAUGAAGAUGUAGGUGUUGGAACUGUGAUGAACUACCAGCAAUUCUGUGAUAAAUUUUUACGAGUCUAACUUCAUAUUUUACAAUGAAGAAGAGACACUAGUUUUAUAAGCAAUUACAACUUUGUCAUAUGGAUUUAUAAUAUCUGGCCUUUCAGAAUAAAAUGUGUGUACAAUCUAAUUAUUAUGUUUGAGGCACUAGGAGGCAAAAAGGGAUUCCAGCAAGGGUCACUAUCCAGACAUUAUGUAAAUUUUGUAUGCUUUUAGUUGAAGUUGUGUUUGCUCUGUUAGUUUUGAAGUUGAUUUAUAUUGUUUGAAUGAAUUAGUGUUGUCUUAGUCAUAUUUAAUUCAUUUGUCAGGGUUGAUUUAUAUUGUUCGAAUAUAUUAAUGUUGUCUUAGUUAUAUUUUAUUCAAUUUAGCAGAAUUCCUGAUUCCUUGAAUUUUCUUAAUUUUUGAAUUUCAUAUCUCUCACCUUGUUAGACAGUAUUUUUCUUCAAAAUACUAGAAAUUGAUAUCUUUUUUCUUAAAAUAAAGUUCUCUUGUUGGUUUGAUGCAUGUCUAUUCAGUUAAACAAUUUAAAACUGAUUUGGUUUAAUCACCUUAUUGUUAUUUCUUGAAUAUGUACACCAGUCUGAUUUGAAUACAGUUAAUUUCUGUUAUGUUGAAAUUUUUGUUUAAACUUCAAAGGUCAGAUGAAUGAUUAUUUAUUUCUUAGUGUUCUUGAAAUAUUAUUAUGCAAAUAUUUUGAUAUAUGCCAAUGUUUAAAUCAUGUUAUAUACAAUUUUUGCUUGUUUAUUCAUACAUAUUUACUGUAAUACCUUUUCGAAAUAUGACUUGUUUACAAGAAGAUAUUCUGUAAGCUAAUCCACAUUAUUGAAAUGUAGGGCUGUGUAUUGCAACCCAAAAUCAUAUUGCAUUAUAUUGUAAAACCCUAUUUUUGAUAGAUGAGGUUUCAAUAGACACAAUAUUGCAUAUUACCAAUAAUUAACAUACACUUUUGUGAUGCUAUUGUCAACUGAUAGAAAGUGUGUUUUGAUAUAAAUAGAAUGAAAACCAUAAGAAAUGUAUUUGCAAACAAAAGUAGAGUGAAAAUAUUGAUAUGCCAAAUUACGUGUUUCAAAACACAUUGCAGAGGAUCUGUAUCAAUAUAUAUAUUGGCCCUAGUAACAUGCAAGAAACUGUCUUCCAAAUUUUCGAUGAAAAAGCCUAUUGGUUACAUUGAUGCCUUUAUAUGUAUAUUUAUAUUUCAAAGAAAGAAAUCACCUUUUAUGUGAUUUUUUAAAAAAUAUUUGUGCCAUGUGCAGACAUAGAAACUACUGGGUGCUAAAUCAUAAAAAAACAGUGAGAUUUAUUGAUUUGUAUUUUGGAACAGACUGGUGUCUUGCUUCUAUGGUUUCAUCUUUCUGCCUUUGCGAGUUGAAUUACAAAUAUUGUUAAAUUUUGAUGUAUAGGUGAAUAACAAAUAUUUUGUAUUUGGAAUCUCUAGUACCGGUAUAUUUACAUCAAUAAAAUAUUUUAAUCUUUAUAUAUAUAUAGUAAAUAUGUUGUGUUGUUUAAGUUACGAUUGUAUCUUUUUAAGAUUUAUACUGCUGCAUGUUGCAAAUGUAACUUAAUAAGCGACACCUCUCUUAUGGUAAAAAAUAAAGCAUUAAAUUGUUGAUGCGGAUCUAUAUUCAGUUUAUUUCAAUUAACUUAUGGUUAAAAUCUUCAUGUUAACCACAGCUGUUAAAGGUAUUUACCUCAAAUUUGUAUUUGAUUGAGGAGAGUUAAGGUACCUGAGCUGAAGGCUUCCAUUACUUCUUACACAAUUGGCUGUGUAUUGAUAAUAAAGUAUACAUUUUUGAGAAGCUGAGGAAAUGUGUUGUUAAAAUGUUUGACCGCAUGUAUAGAUUUAUCUAUUGUGAGAAUAAUGUAGACAUGACAAACAAAUUAUAGAAAAAUAACAUUUUUUCUUUAUGCUUAAUAAGGUACCUUAAUUUUAAGGUUGAUCUUUUACAUUAAAGUCUCUAAAUGCCAUUUAAGCAAUUACACAAUCCAUUGCAGACUAUGAUAUUAUGAAAGUUGAAUUUCUAAAGGUAAUAUUAGACGCAAAAUUGGUUUAAUUCUGUUCAGUAGUUACAAGGAUAUGAUGCACUGAAAAUUUGUCAAAAUGCUGCAUAAACGGGAUUUGGUCAAAAGUCAACUCAACCUAACUUGAGAUAAUUCCAAUUGGGAUGUUAUUUACAGUUGAUAUUUUGAUUUUGUUUUCUUAAUUAAAUGUUAAAUAACCAAUAUGAGUACAUUUUAGCUUGGAUUAAACAGUGGAAAAUUUUCCAUUUUCCAAAAAAUGCAAAUGACGCACAGAAACUUUAAGUUCUGAAUUGGGUAUUUAUUUCAGAGAGUUUUUGGGCAUAAGACUUCUUAAAAUUGAGAUGGUUUUCUACUAUAGCCUUUUAAUUGACUAAGUUUACCUUUAAAAUAAAUAAAUUAGAUUAGCUUAGGAGAAAAUUGUUAAUUUUACAACUGCAGUUAACUGAGGUGGUUAUCUACUAUAGCUUUUUAACUGAAUAAAGUUUAGCUUUAAAAUAUGAAAGGUAUACCUUAGAUUAAGAGAAAAUUGUAACUUUUACAACUGCAGUUAACUGAAUAUUUUAUUAGUAUGUGGAGAAUAUUGACUAUACUAAAAGUUUGUUUUUACCAUGACUUUAUCUGUCAAAUGGUAAAAGCAUCAUGUUGAAAUGAUUGAUUUUAUCCAUGAGAAAUUAAUUUAGAAAGAUAUCCUUGUCACAAAUUUUUUUUACACAAGAUUUAAUCAAAUUGACACUACUUAAUUAAUAUAUCACCCAAUUUGAAGAGGUGGCACCCUUUUACAGCUAAUUAAUGUGCAUAGUUGAUGUUUAAGUAUUUUAUUAUUAAGAAUUAUAUUAAAAAAAUUGG
This is a messenger RNA of Patella vulgata (common limpet), 3514 nucleotides long. Its product is annotated as protein N-terminal glutamine amidohydrolase. Lineage: Eukaryota; Metazoa; Mollusca; Gastropoda; Patellidae. The coding region runs from base 71 to 670 and encodes 199 amino acids. The record is from RefSeq and is a predicted model, not a curated record. Gene Ontology annotation, molecular function: protein-N-terminal glutamine amidohydrolase activity; protein-N-terminal asparagine amidohydrolase activity. Gene Ontology annotation, cellular component: nucleus; cytosol. The transcript is spliced from 6 exons.